GGUUCGGAGCGCGCCAGUCUAGGAGAAGCCGGACUGCAGGGCCCAGGGUUGGGGUCCUAGCUGCUACCCCAGCAGAAGAUGAACGGGACGCAUAGCUGGUGUACAUUGGUGGAUGUGCAUCCGGAGGGGCAGACCGCGGGCAGCGUGGACAUUCUCAGGCUGACUCUCCAGGGUGAACUGACAGGAGAUGAACUUGAACGCAUAGCCCAGAAGGCCGGCAGGAAGACCUAUGCCAUGGUGUCCGGCCGCUCAACUGGUCAUCCUCUGGCCUCAGAACUGGUGGAGUCCAACGAUGGACAUGAAGAGAUCAUUAAGGUGUACUUGAAGGGGAAGUCCGGAGACAAGAUGAUCCAUGAGAAGAAUAUUAACCAGCUGAAGAGUGAGGUCCAGUAUAUCCAGGAGGCCAGGAACUGCCUGCAGAAGCUCCGGGAGGAUAUAAGUAGGAAGCUCGACAGAAAUCCAGGAGAUUCUCUCCAUCAGCAGGAGAUACAGGUGGUGCUAGAAAAGCCAAAUGGCUUUAGUCAAGGUCCCCUGACCCCACAUAGUAGCCCACCCAAGGUGGACACCUAUAGAGAUGAAGAUGUCGAGAGCUUGAGGAGGACCGUGCAGGACUUGCUUGUCAAGCUGCAGGAGGCUGAGCGGCAGCACCAGUCAGACCGUGUGGAUUUUGAGGUCACACUCAGUCGGUACCAGAGAGAAGCAGAACAGAAUCGGGUGGCCCUUCAGAGAGCAGAGGACAGAGUGGAGCAGAAGGAGGCGGAAGUCGGGGAGCUGCAGAGAUGCUUUGUGGGAAUGGAGACGGAGCAUCAGGCCUUACUGGCGAAGGUCAGGGAAGGGGAGACAGCUCUGGAGGAACUUCGGAGCAAGAAGGUUGACUGCCGAGCAGAACAAGAAAAAGCUGCUAACCUGGAAAAGGAAGUGGCUGGGUUGCGGGAGAAGAUCCACCACUUGGAUGACAUGCUUAAGAGCCAGCAGCGGAAAGUCCGGCAAAUGAUAGAGCAGCUCCAGAAUUCAAAAGCUGUGAUACAGUCAAAGGACACUGCCAUCCAGGAGCUCAAGGAGAAAAUUGCCUACCUGGAAGCCGAGAAUUUAGAGAUGCACGACCGGAUGGAACACCUGAUAGAGAAACAAAUCAGUCAUGGCAACUUCAGCACCCAGAACCGGACCAAGACUGAGAACCUGGGCAGGUGAAUGGGCAUGCCUGGAGUGGGCCCCAGCGUUAGGAUCGCUAAGCCCCCCAGCCUAAAGCCCAUGCCUCUCAUCCGAGUGGUGGAAACAUGAGCUGCAGGAGAGAAGAUGCUGCUGUUGCUGGUGCCUCUGGCCUGAGGAGGAGCCCACCACCCCUGGAGGCUGCCGGCCCUGACUUUGACUUCCCGACUGCUCCCUUCAUGGUUCUGAACGCCCAUCCUCUAUGCUGGGCGGAUGGGGGAUGAGCUCCCCCUCUGGACACUGCAGCCUCUAGAGGCCGGCAAUAUCCUGCCUGCAGGAGCCAGGGCAGUAGCCUUAUUCCCAUAGUUACUAUUUUUCUCUGUAGCAGAGCCUCCCUUCUGUUGUAGACUGGAGUUUGUAGCCCGGGCCGGUUAUUCUGCCCCAGAAGCCAGGCCCUCCGCAGGUCGGGAGAGGUGACGAGAUCUGCCUCAGCCCUAGAGGCUGGAGGCACAGACGUCAGCAGUGAUUGGAGAGUGUCCUGGGGGCAUGAAGUUCCUUCCUUAAACACAGCUCAGUUCUUAGCAACAAACUGUUUGUUUUUCUAAUUGCUCCACCCUCACCCCAUGCUGACCGGGCCUCCUGCAGACAGACAAUGGGGCUACCUGUCAUGGCCUGUGAACCUCAACUUUGACUGGACAGGCCUUGUCUUUUGGGGAGGGGGAAUGUCCUUCAGGGAGUAGCUCUUAGCAGAAAGGUUCUGUGAGGCCACGGACAGUUACGGGCGACUUCUGUCUGCUGUGAAGACUCCCAGAAUCUCUUAGGGUUUCCCCCUAAGUUGCAGUGCAAGAUACACCUCAUUCUUCUCGACUCAGAGCCUAAAAACUGUUUUCACUGGGUUACAUCAAUCUCAGCGAAGAAACUCUCGUGGUAUUUAUUUUGCUAAGUUAUUGGUGUUUUUGCUUACAUCUCACAACUGAUUAAAUACCAGAGUUCAGAGUUCUACAGCCUUCUCUUGCAGUGUUUGGAUUUGCUGGACAGAGGGAAAAGAGUGUUCCCAGUGGACUUGUCGAUUUCAGAAUGAUGUCAUAGUCUUUUUCUCUCUUUCCUGCUGCUUUUCCCUUCCUCCUCCAAACCUCAGGAAGGCAAGUAUUGAUAUAUUCUCCCUGAAGCAUCGGGGUCUGAGUGUCUGUUGUUUGGGGGAAGAGAGCAAUCAGGAGGGAUUGAAUUCUUCCCUUAACCCCUCUGUACCCCUCGGCUCCACAGUCAGUUUGUUAUCCUGGCUCUGCGUGAACCUGCCACUCAUCGAGUUUCUUUAGGGCUCUUCCUGCAGCCUUAAGGAGGAGAUAAGCAUCAGAAUGUGGUACCGUAGGACACAGAAAAAUGAAAAAUAAACAUUAAGUCUUUAGGUUCUACUUGGCUCAAAACCAGAAGCCUUAAGUCUGUGGUUUCUGUGCAUCAGGGCUGAGCUCCCAUGCUGGCUUUGUCCAUCGUGUGCUGGUGUUCUGGUGUUCUUCACGCCAUUCCCAUUUGUGAAACAAGGGGGUUGGACCAGAUAAUCUCCAUGGGCCCUUCCAGUUCUGAUAUUCUUUCCUGUGGCAUGUUCUUUGUGUGGUGAAUUCAAUAAAUUAUGUUCAUGUGUCUUUUUGA
Eubalaena glacialis (North Atlantic right whale) is the source of this 2796-nucleotide messenger RNA. RefSeq names its product tuftelin 1 (gene TUFT1). The transcript is spliced from 13 exons. The record is from RefSeq and is a predicted model, not a curated record. Lineage: Eukaryota; Metazoa; Chordata; Mammalia; Artiodactyla; Balaenidae. Gene Ontology annotation, cellular component: I band; intracellular anatomical structure. Bases 79 to 1191 code for a protein of 370 amino acids. Gene Ontology annotation, biological process: intracellular signal transduction.